AUGCGCGCUGUUAAAUCUAAGCGGAACCGCAAGGGAUGGGGGCUCAAUAUUGGACAAGCCCGUUGGAUCACUAACUUACGAUUCGCCGUCGAUGUCUUGUUGAUUGGCACAUCAUUAUGCCAGGUCCGGAACAUGCUCCAAGGCAUUCGCGACGCAGCUCGAGAAAGGGGUCUGGAACUCCACCCAGACAAGACGAAGAUCUUGAGCAUCGCUACGAUGUGCACGGGACGACCCAAAGAAGCUGCAGUGAAGGUCGACGACCUGAACAUCAAGAUCAUUCCAUCUUCGGGUACGUGGGAAUAUCUGGGGCGACAGAUUUCGUUCAGCAACACGCACGAGACUCAGAUCGACCACAUCGUUUCCAUGGCGUGGACGAAGUUAAAAAUUCACCGGGCUGAACACACAAGAAAUCAUUAUUCCAUCAAUUCUCGUCUGCGGCUUUUUGAAAGCACGGUAUCUUCGACCAUGCUGUACGGCUGUGAAGUAUAUGGGUCUUGA
Messenger RNA from Prorocentrum cordatum, 498 nucleotides. Lineage: Eukaryota; Dinophyceae; Prorocentrales; Prorocentraceae. The record is from the annotation of a GenBank genome assembly.